Molecule: messenger RNA, 1479 nt
Organism: Pristis pectinata (smalltooth sawfish)
Lineage: Eukaryota; Metazoa; Chordata; Chondrichthyes; Rhinopristiformes; Pristidae
Gene: rgra
Product: retinal G protein coupled receptor a
Exons: 7
Coding region: 62-949 (295 amino acids)
Biological process (GO): phototransduction; visual perception; G protein-coupled receptor signaling pathway
Cellular component (GO): membrane
Molecular function (GO): G protein-coupled receptor activity
Source: RefSeq, a predicted model, not a curated record
CAACUAUUGUAUUUAAGAAGCAGGUCUGUCUUCUUAACAAGCAGUGUUACAGAGCGUAAAGAUGGUAACUACCAAUCCAUUCAAUGGGGGAUUCAGUGAGCUGGAAGUGUUUGCACUGGGGACUGCUCUAUUACUGGAAGCACUCAUCGGACUCAUCCUGAAUGGCAUAACAAUUUUGUCCUUUUAUAAGAUAAAGGAAAUCCAGACACCAAGUAAUCUCCUGGUAGCCAGUUUGGCUGUAUCUGACUCAGGCAUCUGCGUGAAUGCAUUAAUCGCUGCAUUUUCAAGCUUUCUAAGGUACUGGCCUUAUGGAUCUGAGGGUUGCCAGACUCAUGGCUUCCAAGGCUUUCUAACAGCCCUGGCCAGUAUUAAUGCCUGUGCAGCCAUUGCCUGGGACAGAUAUCAUCUGAACUGUAGCAGGUCAAAAUUGCAAUGGAGAAGCACCAUGGUUGUUAUAUUAUUUAACUGGGCUUUUGCUGGAUUCUGGUCUGUUAUGCCAUUGCUGGGCUGGGGUGAAUAUGACUACGAGCCAUUGAGAACCUGCUGCACGUUGGACUACUCAAAAGGUGACAGAAAUUUUAUCUCAUACUUCAUUCCAGUGGCACUUUUUGAAUUUGCCCUUCCACUUUUCAUCUUGUUGACUUCUUACCAAUCUUGCGAGAAUAAGUUCAAGAAAACUGGACAAGUCAAGUUUAAUACAGGGCUGCCUUUUAAAAUCCUUCUAAUUUGCUGGGGGCCUUAUAGCCUUCUCUGCAUGUAUGCUGUCAUCGAAAACGUUACGGUCUUACCUCCAAAAAUUAGAAUGCUUCCUGCUAUCCUUGCAAAGACUUCUCCCACAGCCAAUGCUUUUGUCUAUGCAUUAGGCAAUCCAAAUUUCAGAGGAGGGAUCUGGUCCUUCCUAACAGGACAAAAAAUGGAACCUAUUGAAACAGAUGGGAAACUUGAGUAAACAAAAUACAACCACUUACAGAAAUGGGAAAUGGACCGAAAUGUAGAGCAAAACUAUCGACCCAACCUGCAAUAUUACAUUGCUUUCACAGCAUCCUACUCUGUAACAUGUCUGAAUAAUUGUAUUUGUACUUCUAAACAACAUGAAUAUGCAUGUACACAUUUUGGCUCCAAAAUUUCUUAAACCCAAAGGGUUAAGCAUUUCACUUUGUUUCAGAUAAAUGAUCUUGUCCUCUGUGUUUGAGACCUUUGGCAUACUGUGUUUUACCUGUCUUGCUAAGUAUCUACUAUUUUUUCAAGUGGAGCAAUGCACAGUUAGAAAUAUAUUUCAUAGUUUUUGCUGAAGUUUAAAUGCAGUGUCCUAACUAGAUUCAAUUCUAUAUUUUCAGAAGUGGGAUUCAAUUAUUUCUCAAUGCCAUUUUCAAAAAUAUAACCUAUUGUAUGUCAUGAGGGCAAAAUAUACUAAAAAUAUUUUAAGUCAUUGUUACACAACCACUAAUUCCAGCUUGAAAUAAAUGUACCUCUGUGUAA